AUGCAUCUUUUGACAUUGCUGUUUGGAGUGACUCUUGUCUUCAUGGUUGGCAGUUCACAAGUCAGUGGCCAUGUUAAUUCAGCGACAUGCAACAGUAAUGAACAGAUGAAGUGCACAAUGUCAUGUGAUUGUGAAGCUAAAUAUUUGACCGAUUGUUGCGUUGAUCCCUCAUUCACUGGUGUAAUAAACAUCAAAACACGUGAAGGGAAAAUAUUCAACGCAUACUGUGACCAGGGUUGGACUUACGCAUUCAAACGAUUUGACGGCUCAGAGGAUUUCUACCGCACUUGGGUUGAGUAUCAACAUGGCUUUGGUAAGACAGAUGGUGAACAUUUCAUUGGAUUGGAUAAUCUUGCCAGUUUUGUGAAGGGGCGUAAGUGUAAAGUGCGAAUUGAUUUGAAAGCAUGGCCUCCCGUAUCCCCAGCUAAAAGAUUUGCCGAAUAUUCAAUAUUCAAUGUCGCCGACGAGAACGAUAAGUACCGUCUUACCAUUGGUGGCUACAGUGGGACAGCUGGUGAUUCAAUGAUAAUACCCCACAAUGAUCAACCCUUUUCAACCCAUGAUCAGGAUAAUGACAAGUCCGAUACAUUUAAUUGUGCGGCGCAUUAUAAAGGAGCAUGGUGGUACAAUGCCUGUCACCAUGCAAACCUGUUUGGUUCGUAUGCGCAAGGACCAAAUUGCCCGAGAAAUGCCGAGUGCGUUGCAUGGCACGACUGGCCUACACUCAUUGGAACACCCCACAAUCAUAUGUACUCGUUCAAAGAGGCAUCCAUGAAAAUACAUUGCUGUUAGAUUCUGGGUCAAAUUUUCUGUAUCAAAACACAAUAAAAUGCAUUUGUUGAUGUUUAAUCAUCA
Owenia fusiformis is the source of this 855-nucleotide messenger RNA. NCBI's taxonomy places the organism in Eukaryota, Metazoa, Annelida, Polychaeta, Sabellida, Oweniidae. The record is from the annotation of a GenBank genome assembly.